This is a messenger RNA of Halteromyces radiatus, 1078 nucleotides long. RefSeq lists its product as uncharacterized. Gene Ontology annotation, cellular component: mitochondrial inner membrane. NCBI's taxonomy places the organism in Eukaryota, Fungi, Mucoromycota, Mucoromycetes, Mucorales, Cunninghamellaceae. Bases 1 to 630 code for a protein of 209 amino acids. Gene Ontology annotation, biological process: mitochondrial respiratory chain complex IV assembly. The record is from RefSeq and is a predicted model, not a curated record. The transcript is spliced from 3 exons.
AUGACCAAACAUUUGAAUGAACAACAAUUAGAUGAAAGUGAACGUAUUGGUUUGACUUAUGGUGCUCGAGGAGCUGCUAUUGGUUUUGGUCUUGGUGCUAUUGCCACUAUGAUUGCUUUGAAACGUUCUCCUAAUUUUCAAGCCUUAUCUACUCCUCUAAAAUCUUCCAUGAUGGUAGCUGGUGCUGCAUCUGGGUUUUUGUUUGGAGCGGAUCGAGCUAUCACUAGUUAUGAAAAUAGAGAACUUGGUUAUAUGGAUGAAGAAAUGUAUUUGAAUUUACAAAAAGCUAGAUUUGAUAAACAACCUGUUGGAUCGUUUGAUCGUGCUUUGAUUUACUUGAAUGAAAACCGUUGGAGUGUGAUUGGUUGUACUUGGGCUCUUUCUAUGGUAGCAGCUUUAGGAUUUUCAUUUUCCAAUCGUUAUCUCAGCACACAACAAAAAUUGGUUCAAGCUCGUAUGUAUGCACAAGCAGCUACUAUUGGUGUCUUGAUGGCUUCUGCUGGUCUCUCGAUCUAUUUGGGUGAAGAUGAAGAAGAAAGACGUAAACAACGUAAUGCUCCAGAUGCUCAACUUUUAGCCGUACUUCAGUUACCUGAUGAUCGUGUGAAUGAACAUAAAGCUGUACACUGAGGGAUAAGUAAUUGGAAGUUGAAUGGGAUCAUUAUUAGAGUGAGUUAGUUAGUUAGUUAGUUGAAGAUUUCCCCUUUUUGUUUUGUAAAUAUAGACUCUUUUUUUUUUUUCUCUUUUCGUUUUUUAUUUGUUUGAAUUUUUUUUCUUUCCACCCUUCUCAUUUUGUUUGAAAAUAAAAAAUAUGCUUGUUUAUUAUGACUUUUUGAAAAACUGCUCUCUUUUUUUCCAUAGAGAUGAUGUGGUAUAUAUGAUUAUUUGAUCCAUGCUUUUUUUGACUAGGGUUUUUUUUUGAUUUUAAUAGUUCACAUAGCCCUUGCGUAUCCACGGAAUCUUGACGUUUUAUCAGCUCCGUCCUUGGUGAAGUUUUGGGACUGCCUCAAGUAAUGAUUCAAUAUAUGAUCUAAAAAGAAAUCAUCAAAUUUGACUGUAAUCUUUUGCUUUUCCUUAG